GCGCUUAUUUUAUUGCAGAGCUAAGUUGACAACCCUGGACAGGCGCAAAUGCGGAGCUAAACAAAGCAGAAAAAUACAAAAAUCGCCAAGAAAACAGGCAUCGACGGCGAACUGAUGGACACCGAGGAAGUUAAAAGGGGCCGUGGACGUGGGCGCGGCACAAGAGCACGGGGACGAGGACGAGGACGCGGUCGCGGUCGUGGCAAGAAAAUCGACGAGAGCCUAGCCGCUGAUGCCGCAGCAGCCCUGGCAGCCAGCAGUGCAGCCUUGGAGGACAGUCCCGGUGGAGUGGAGCACUCGGAGGAUGCUGUUAUGCAGGACUUGGAUAAGGAAACGGAGAUGGAGGUAGCCUCCGCUCCAGAAGAACCCCCCCAGCCAGCGGGUGGCGUCGCUGAGAUGACAGCUCCACAUCCGCAAGUGCCACAACUUCAGCAGCAGGCGGUUCCACCUGUUCUAAGCCAGACAAUUGACAUGGAAGCUGACAUAUCGCAGCUGGAGGCUCCCACCUUUACCACACUGUCGCGCGGUCCUCCAGAGCCCAUGUUGCGUCUCAAGUGGAGUCACAAGGUGAGCCUCAUCGGAGAGAAGGUGCUCAACCCGAUGAUUCACUGCUGCGACCAGUGUGACAAGCCGAUUCUCGUUUACGGCCGGAUGAUUCCCUGCAAGCAUGUCUUCUGCCUCAAGUGCGCCCGUGCUGAACCGAUCAAAAGCUGCCCCCGUUGCAACGACAAAGUACUCCGCGUGGAACAAAGCGGCCUGGGUACGGUUUUCAUGUGCACCCACGGAGGUAGUCGGUACGGCAGCUCUGGCUGCCGGAGGACCUACCUCUCGCAACGAGAUUUACAGGCACACAUCAACCACAGACAUGUGCAGUUGCAGCCGCUUCAACCGCUACAGCCUCUGCCGCAGGUGGAACCGCCCCUGGAGUUGCACAAGCAGCGCAAGCUCUCCGAGUCGUCUGUUCCCACCUCAAUUCCCAACUCCAUCGUCCGCCCUCUAACGCGCCCCGCACCCACCAUCGGUAGCAUAGCGCCGCCGGGAUCCACCCAAAACGCCAUCCACGGCAACCACUCAACUCUCACGCUGGCCAAUCUGGCGAGGAUCAACAACGCCAAUGCCCAGGACUGUCACCAAGGCAAAGCCUCGCUACACCAGACUUUGAAGAAGGGUCAGCCUCACCAUUCAGAGGCGGUGGCGGAUGCCUCCUAUUACAGCAGCGUGCUCGCCUCCUUUGGCAGUACAGCAGCAGCGGUGGGAGGCGCCAUUGCAUCUGGUCCAAAUUCCAGUGGUGCUGGUGGUGGUGGAGGUGGAUCGGGAGUCGGUGGCUCCGUCGAAUCGGGAGUGGGCGGAUCGUGGCAGCAAUCGCAAUACUACAGAUAGGGGACAGACCCUAAGCCCAAGGGUGUAGCUUUUUACGCAGGCGGCUAUUAGUUAAGAUUAUAAUUGUAUGUUAAGGAUGAAUAAAAAGUAUUUUCAAAAGUGA
Drosophila bipectinata is the source of this 1483-nucleotide messenger RNA. It is a transcript of the gene Hakai, whose product is annotated as E3 ubiquitin-protein ligase Hakai. Lineage: Eukaryota; Metazoa; Arthropoda; Insecta; Diptera; Drosophilidae. The record is from RefSeq and is a predicted model, not a curated record. Gene Ontology annotation, biological process: regulation of cell adhesion; protein ubiquitination. Gene Ontology annotation, molecular function: ubiquitin protein ligase activity.